Molecule: messenger RNA, 1343 nt
Organism: Setaria italica (foxtail millet)
Lineage: Eukaryota; Viridiplantae; Streptophyta; Magnoliopsida; Poales; Poaceae
Exons: 2
Coding region: 97-1017 (306 amino acids)
Molecular function (GO): protein binding
Source: RefSeq, a predicted model, not a curated record
GGCGUCAGUGGCGGACACCCUCACACCCACACCGCGAUAUUUGCGAGGGGGCGAGAAGAGGGAGCGGACGAGGAGUGAGGUGAGUAGGUGACCGCGAUGCUGCUGCGGAGCGCGUCCUCGCCGCUGCUCAACUGCGCGCGCGCGCCGGCGUCGGCGGCGGAGCACCACGCGGUGGUGUCGCCGUCGCUGGCGCCCGUGCCGGCGCCGAGGCACGGGGCGGUGCUGUGCCGCGCGAUGUCCGAGGGGGACCUCGCGGCGCAGCUCCUCGCCGUCCCCGCGGUGAGGGUGAAGAAGGACCACGAGGGGUGCGGCCACGGGAGGGCGCCGAGGCUGUCGCUGUCGGCGUCCUCGUCCUCGUCCGCCUCCAUCUCCCUCGAGGAGGAGGACGGCGAGGGCGAGGAGGAGGAGGCCGAGGUCGCGGUUGCCGUGGCCGGGGCCGGCGUGCCGCUGCCGCUGCGGCGGCUGCUGACGAGCACGGGGCUGGACGUGUCCGCGGCCGCGGCGCGGGAGGCGGCGCUGGCGCUCGCGGAGCAGCAGGGUGCCGGGGGCGGCGGCGGGCGCGGAAACGCGUGCGGCUGUGGCCAGGGCGGGGACGCCGCCGGCGGCGGCGACAGCGGCCGCGCCGCCGCGGACGCGCACUACCGGCAGAUGAUCGAGGCGGACCCGGGCAACCCGCUGGUGCUGGUCAACUACGCCAGGUUCCUCAGGGAGGUGGAGGGGGACGCCUCCAGGGCGCAGGAGUACUGCGAGCGCGCCAUCCUCGCCAGCCCCGGCGACGCCGAGGCGCUCUCCCUCUACGCCGGGCUCGUCUGGGAGACCACCCGCGACGCCGCCCGCGCCGAUGACUACUACACCCGCGCCGUCCAGGCCGCGCCCGACGACUGCUACGUCCUGGGCUCGUACGCCGGGUUCCUGUGGGACGCCGAGGAGGACGACGAGGAGAACGACAACGCCGGGUCCUUGCCGCCGCCGUUCCUGGGGGCAGCUCAGCAUCCUUUCAUCACGGCGGCCUCUUAGACGAUGAACUCUGAGAUCUAAAUCCACCACCGGCUGUGAACUAGCUGGAUCCGGGCUCCUUGAAGAGCAACAUGCCAGAAAUCAGAGCGGCCGCUCCGACGAGUCACCGUCCGGCUCGCUGCCGCUUGUGAACUGAAUCUCCGGCCACAUGUAAAACAUGAAUCUGGAAGAGCACAACGCGUCUUGGCUUGAAUUGUAGGGCUAUGUAUAGUAGAUCUCUAGCCUCAGACCCUGCAGAGCUUGUACAUGCACAACGUUCUUGGUCACUUGUGCAUCAGUAGUAGUACCGCUUGUGAAAUAAAAGUCAGAAUCGUUUGUUCCAACUA